AUGCCUCUUAUCUUUAGCCACUUUUUUAACUUUGAUGCUGCACAAAUUGGAAUACUAACAUCGUGCACCACAUUUGUUGCCUUUUCUACCUCAGAGGAAGCUAUUAAAGCUCUGAAUGAAAUGAAUGGGAAGAUCAUCGGGCGAAAACCUCUCUAUGUUGCUGUGGCUCAGCGUAAAGAUGACAGGAAGGCCAGACUUCAGGCACAAUUUUCUCAAGCUCGACCACCUGUUGCGAUGGCACCUCUGCCCCCAGGUAUUGCUGCAUACCAUCUUGGAGGACCUAGACCUCCUCAUCCUCGACAGAUGUACUUUAGUCAAGGUGGUCCUGGUCUUGUUCCACAACCUGCAGCUUAUGGCUUCCAACCCCAACUAUUGCCUGGGAUGAGGCCAGGUGUUGCCCCAAACUUCAUGAUGCCAUACCCACUCCAGCGACAAGGGCAGCCUUCGCCAAGAAUGGGUGCGAGGAGAGCUGGGAACCCACAGCAGCAGAUGCAGCAACAUCAGUUGAUGCAGCGCAAUGCCAAUAGUCCCGGUUAUAGAUACAUUUCAAAUGGACGGAAUGAACCAUCUAUGGUACCUCAGGGUUUCAUGGGUCAGAUGAUGUCAUUCCAGUCUGAUGUUGCUGGCAUGCCGGUGUCUCCAGUUGAUGCACAACGACCUGGAUCAGUGCAAACACUUGCCUCGGCUUUGGCUUCUGCAGAUCCUGAGCAUCAGCAUGUGAUGCUUGGAGAACAUUUAUAUCCUCUGGUUGAGCGCAUUGAGCAUGACCAAGCGGGUAAAGUCACAGGGAUGUUGUUGGAGAUGGACCAAACCGAAGUCCUACAUUUAUUGGAGGCACCUGAAGCGCUAAAGAAGAAAGUGGAAGAGGCGUUGAUUGUUCUUGGAUCUGCUCACAAGUCGGAUCCUACUCUAGAUCGGUUUGCUAGUUUAUCUUUGAACAACUGAUUUGGGUGUUGCCCUGAUCUGUUGUUGUCUUACGCCUAUUGAUUUGGGUUAUUUUUUGAUACGGAAUUGAGUGGCUUUAAUGGUUUGGGUUUAGAUAUAUGGGAUAAUGAGUCAGAUUUAUAUUUUGGGGGUGGAAGGAGGUAUAAGUUUAGGAAUUUGACAAGUUUUUUUCUGGAUGGGGUGUUUUCAUUUUGUUACUGUUGAACUUCAUCAUACUUUAUGGAAGGAUUUUGAG
Molecule: messenger RNA, 1180 nt
Organism: Papaver somniferum (opium poppy)
Lineage: Eukaryota; Viridiplantae; Streptophyta; Magnoliopsida; Ranunculales; Papaveraceae
Product: polyadenylate-binding protein 3-like
Exons: 6
Coding region: 1-945 (314 amino acids)
Molecular function (GO): RNA binding
Source: RefSeq, a predicted model, not a curated record